Messenger RNA from Siniperca chuatsi (mandarin fish), 7821 nucleotides. Its product is annotated as poly [ADP-ribose] polymerase tankyrase-2-like. The record is from RefSeq and is a predicted model, not a curated record. NCBI's taxonomy places the organism in Eukaryota, Metazoa, Chordata, Actinopteri, Centrarchiformes, Sinipercidae. Gene Ontology annotation, molecular function: NAD+ poly-ADP-ribosyltransferase activity; protein binding.
GUUGCUCUCCUCCCUCCGUCAGCAGGUUCAUCCCAUCUCUGUGCAUCAGAUCCGUUUGAGCGUUUAUCGCAUCUCUCCCCCGCCCGGAUAAACCUGCCACCCGACCCGGCAACCCGCUGCUGGAGGCGGAGGAGGAGGAUGGCGGAGGCCCGGAGCCUGUGUGCCUGCCAGCCGGGGAUGAUUUAAUGCAGCAACGGCCAAUAAACAGCCCUAAUAUUGCCACGAUGUCCCUGUAACACCGCUGCAGGGCUCACGGCGCUCCACAGGUACCGGAGCUUGUCGUCCUUCAUGGCCUCAGUAGCUGCUGGGUUCUGGGGUUCUGCCGCCUGCUGCUCGCACUCCAAACUCUCCAGAACCGGCAGUCUGAAACUGGGACGAGGCCGUUCACCACCGUGCAUGUCGUCCAGCCAGAGAUGGUCGGGUGUGUCCGGUCUCGGGGGCGGAGGCGUGUCCCCGGGGCCCAUGGUGGCAGAGGUGGUGGAGCCCGGCGGGGGGUCGGGGGCAGGCGAGGCCCACAGGGAGCUGUUCGAGGCCUGUCGGAGUGGAGACCUGGAGCGAGUACGUAAACUUGUGACGGCCAAGAACGUGAACAGCCGGGACACAGCGGGGAGGAAGUCCACACCGCUGCACUUUGCUGCAGGUUUCGGUCGUAAAGACGUCGUGGACUUCCUCCUCCAGAACGGAGCCAACGUCCACGCCAGGGACGACGGGGUCAUAUCCCUCCACAACGCCUGCUCCUUCGGCCACGCUGAGGUGGUGAGCCUGUUGCUUAACCACGGGGCGGACGCAAACUCCAGAGACAACUGGAACUACACUCCCCUUCACGAGGCAGCUAUCAAGGGCAAGAUUGACGUGUGUAUAGUGUUGCUGCAGCACGGUGCUGAGCCGACCAUCAGGAACACAGACGGUCGAACCGCUCUGGAUCUGGCAGAACCGUCCACCAAAGCGGUCCUGACAGGUGAAUACAGAAAAGAUGAGCUUCUGGAAAGUGCAAGGAGCGGGAACGCGGAGAAGCUGAGGGCUCUGCUGACGCCGCUCAACGUCAACUGCCACGCCAGCGACGGACGAAAGUCAACACCGUUACACCUGGCAGCCGGAUACAACCGCGUCAAGGCUGUCCAGCUGUUGCUGCAGCACGGGGCCGACGUGCACGCCAAGGACAAGGGGGAUCUGGUUCCUCUUCAUAACGCCUGUUCAUACGGACACUACGAAGUCACUGAGCUGCUGGUGAAGCAUGGAGCCUGUGUUAAUGCCAUGGACCUGUGGCAGUUCACUCCUCUUCACGAAGCGGCUUCCAAGAACCGUGCUGAGGUGUGUUCCCUCCUGCUGAGCUACGGAGCCGACCCCACCUUCCUCAACUGUCACAAUAAAAGCUCCAUCGACCUCGCUCCCACAUCGCAGCUGAAGGAACGCCUGGCCUAUGAGUUCAGAGGUCACAGCCUGCUGCAGGCAGCCAGGGAGGCCGACGUGCUGCGAGUCAAGAAGCAUCUGAGCCUGGAGACCAUCACCUUUAAACACCCGCGCACUCAGGAGACCGCACUGCAUUGUGCGUCUGCCUCUUUGUACCCGAAGAGGAAACAAGUGUGUGAACUUCUACUGAGGAAGGGAGCCAGCGUCAACGAGAAGGCUGAAGACCUGAUGACCCCUCUGCACCUGGCGUCAGAGAAAGGCCACGACGACGUCAUCGAGGUGUUGGUCAAACACGAAGCCAAGGUGAAUGCGGUGGAUCACCUCGGGCAGACAGCGCUGCAUCGAGCUGCUCACUGCAGACACCUGCAGACCUGCAGGCUGCUGCUGAGCGCCGGCGGCGACCCGCUGCUCACGUCACUGCAGGGACUCUCACCUUCACAGCUGGGCAACGAGAGCGUGCAGCAGAUUCUGCAAGAAGAAGCUCUGAUCGGGAACUCGGAAGUGGACCGACAGCUGCUGGAAGCCUCCAAAACAGGAGAUCUGGAAACCGUCACGAAGCUCUGCACGAUGCAGAACGUGAACUGCAGAGAUGUGGAGGGUCGACAGUCGACGCCGCUUCACUUCGCCGCCGGCUACAACCGGCUGGCCGUCGUCCAGUUCCUGCUGCAGCACGGAGCCGACGUACACGCCAAGGAUAAAGGAGGUCUGGUUCCGCUCCAUAACGCCUGUUCGUACGGUCACUACGAGGUGGCCGAGCUGUUGGUCCUUCGCGGCGCUGUGGUCAACGUGGCCGACCUGUGGAAGUUCACACCGCUGCACGAAGCUGCCGCCAAGGGCAAAUACGACAUCUGUAAACUCCUGCUGCAGCACGGUGCCGACCCCACCCAGAAGAACCGGGACGGUAACACCCCUCUGGAUCUGGUGAAGGACGCCGACAUGGACAUCCAGGACCUGCUGCGGGGCGACGCCGCCCUGCUGGACGCCGCCAAGAAAGGCUGCCUGGCCCGAGUGAAGAAACUCUGCACGCACGACAACGUGAACUGCAGGGACACACAGGGGAGGCACUCCACGCCGCUGCACCUGGCAGCGGGCUAUAAUAACCUGGAGGUGGCGGAGUACCUGCUGCAGCACGGAGCUGAAGUCAACUCUCAAGAUAAAGGAGGACUGAUUCCUCUGCACAACGCCGCCUCCUACGGGCACGUCGACGUGGCCGCUCUGCUCAUCAAGUACGACGCCUGCGUCAACGCCACGGACAAGUGGGCGUUCACUCCGCUGCACGAGGCCUCUCAGAAGGGCCGGACGCAGCUGUGCGCUCUCUUAUUGGCUCACGGCGCAGACCCCACCCUCCGAAACCAGGAAGGACAGUCGUCGCUGGACCUGGUCACGGCUGAUGAUGUUCGGGCCUUGUUAACAGCCGCCAUGCCUCCCUCUGCUCUCCCCGGCUGUUAUAAACCUCAGGUCAUCGGCGCGGCGGCGUCGGCCUCUGGUGCUCCACCUGUCACCGUGGUCCCCCCUCUCCUCUCCUCUUCCUCCUCCUCUUCAUCCUCCUCCUCUGGACUUGACGCCUCAACAGCAGCUACGACCAACAGCAACGCAACCGCUUCUUCAGAUGCUUCAAACUCGCCGCCAUCGUCUUCAUCGUCCUCUGCGUUUCCCGAGAUGUCGGCGCUGCUGUCGGUGGCCGAGGGCUCACUGGGCGCUGAGAAGGAGGAGGAAGUUCCAGGUGUUGAGCUCAGUAUCUGUCAGUUCUUGAAGAACCUGGGACUGGAGCAUCUUCUGGAGAUCUUCGACAGAGAGCAGAUCACUCUGGAUGUGCUGGUGGAGAUGGGUCACCACGAGCUGAAGGAGAUCGGCAUCAACGCCUACGGACACAGACACAAGAUCAUCAAAGGAGUGGAGAGGCUCAUCAGCGGGCCGCAGAGUCUGAACCCCUAUCUGACGUUGAAUACAGCCAACAGUGGGACGAUCUUGAUCGACCUCGCAGCCAGCGACAAAGAGUUCCAGUCAGUGGAGGACGAGAUGCAAAGUACGAUCAGAGAGCACCGAGACGGCGGCCAUGCUGGAGGAGUCUUCAACAGAUACACACUGGUCAAGAUCCAGAAGGUCUGCAACAAGAAGCUGUGGGAGAGGUACACCCACCGCAGGAAGGAAGUUUCAGAGGAAAAUCACAACCACUCCAAUGAACGCAUGCUCUUCCACGGCUCUCCGUUCGUCAACGCCAUCAUCCAUAAAGGUUUUGACGAGCGCCACGCCUACAUCGGCGGGAUGUUUGGCGCUGGGAUCUACUUCGCCGAGAACUCGUCAAAGAGCAACCAGUACGUUUACGGGAUCGGAGGGGGGACGGGCUGCCCGCUGCACAAAGACCGCUCCUGCUACGUCUGCCACAGGCACCUGUUGUUCUGCAGGGUGACUCUGGGGAAGUCCUUCCUGCAGUUCAGUGCCAUGAAGAUGGCUCACUCGCCGCCGGGUCACCACUCCGUCACCGGCAGGCCGAGCGUCAACGGGCUCGCUCUGGCCGAGUACGUCAUCUACAGAGGAGAGCAGGCCUAUCCGGAGUACCUGAUCACUUACCAGAUCAUGAAGUCUGACGAGCCUGCAGAUGGAUGAGGAGGAAGACGACGAUGAAGAAAGUAUAGGAGGAGGAAACGCAGAAGAGCGCUUAUCUUAUCCUAUCAGCCUCUACAUUACUAACUGCAUGCACAAAGAAAAACUUUAUUUAUACAAUGUAUAAAACAUGUAGGUUUUUAUCAGAUGCCUGUUGUUGUUGUUGUUGUUUUGCUGCUUUCUGUUGUUUGUUUUAUGCACUUUAUUAACGAUGGGUUGUGUCAUAAUGUGAUUUUGUCCUUUUGCCACUGAAACACGGUCGUCCGGUGACUCAGGGUACGGCACUUUUAGAAAGGGUGUGUCCAUUUCAUCACAUCGGUGUCGCAGUUAGACACAGCACGCCGUCGCCGAAGCUUCACAAGUUGUCGGCAGGAAAUCUGGGAGUUAUCCCAACCGGUGAGAAACCGCUCACCUGUACUACACCUGUGGACACGCUGGACUGCCAGAUGGAUGCCUCAGCACCUGGAGGCAGUAAUGCAUCCCCCUACGCCACAACACGCCAUACUCACACACACACACACACACACACACACACAUACCUUAGCACACACCUUUUGGGGGGGUUUUGCAUAAAUUCUGUCUUUGCACUCUAAAAGUUUAAUUCAAAAAAAGUUGUUGGCUAAAUUUCUGACACAAAAACACACUGAACGGGACAAACAGCUUGUUUUCAGUGUGCUUUUAAAGUGAUUUAUAAACUAAAGGAUGACAGAAUGAUCUUGAUCCGUGAGGCAACAUGUAAUUUUCAAACAGCAGUGACAUGAAAGUGAUCAGAAUUGCCCACCACAACACAACCCGCCUUAGAAAAGUCAUCUCUAACGCCGGCUGUCCAGCAGGAGACACAGCGGUGUUGUUGAAAAUGACUCAUCCUUUCUGAAGAGCGAACGGUCGCUGAGUCUCUCCUGACAAACAUUUCCAAAAACAGCUCUGUGUUGCCUGGCAACAUCCUAACGAGGUGAAGUAUUCAUUUUAUUUUAUGAAGAUGUGUAUACUUAUUUUUUUUGUACAAGCAUGUUGGUUUAUUAACAUUUAUAAUGUUGGGUAUUUGAGGCAGACAGAAGAGCUGGUUUUCUCUCAAUUCAUGUUUUCUGAAUCAGCCUUAAUGAAAAGCAGCCUCUGAUUGGUUAGUAUUGUGGUGAUCAGCCAAUUACACAAUAUGAGAAAACCGGAAUAUGUUUAUCGACGGCUUAAGCCUCUUUUGAAUAAGUUCAAACACACAAACGUGGUUUUUGCGCUGCAGAGGUGUCCAUGCUGUGCCCACACGGACCCAGACGGGUACCAGACUGACGAAUUACAUCCAGACGGGUCUGUUGUUGUACUCAGUUUUGUAGGCUGGAUUCGGGGGAAAGGGAUCUUUCUGUGCCAGAGCCACAAAAACGGCGACGAGAGUGGAUUGAAGAGUGGACGCAGCUGCAUACGCUGCUGUAAAUCUUACAGGAAUAAAAACUCAAAUCAACGUUUCUUUGACAAACGUUGUCACACAACUGAUUGGUUUGGGGAAAAGUAUAUAAAAGGCAGCUAACGUGAUGUUAGACUGAAUAGUUUUUCAGUUAAGGAUUAGCUUAGCACGGCUAAGCUAACGGUUCCUCCGCUGCAGCUUUGUUUUGGUUUUUAGCUUAUGUGCUACCGUAGCAGAGUUAGCUACAGAAACUGGACCGAGCAGCAGCAAAGAACCCGACAACGAGAAGCCAAAAGCCUUCCAUAUUUGUCCACAAGUGGAACCAGAGACACACAAACGAUCGAAUAUAUUAUAAUGGCUUUCAUUUAGCGAUGCAGCCGGUGAUGGAGGCUGUGCAGCCACUUUGCCACCAGUCUGUUGACACCUCAGCAGGUCUUUUCGCCAAGUGGGAAAAUAUCAUAUCUGUCAGAAAUCCCCGACAUCUCUGACUCAGAAUUGCAGCUCUGAGACUGACAUGGCAUGCGGCAGCUGGCGUAACUCGGUCUCGAGUGCCCAAACCUGAAUUGCCAUUUUUGUUUUCGCUUCAAUAUUCAGUCUGACAUUAGUGUUCAUCUUAGCCGUUAGCUGGGGGUACUUUUGCCCUGACCAAUCAGUAGUGACUGUCACAUACGGCAACAUAUAUUGAUUUGAGGGUUGGUGUUUCUGUAACUGGCUUGCAACAACCCGGACGGUGUCGGGACCAUUGUUCUAUCGCAUGGACAGCGAUUCAGGCGAACCUGGCUGAAAAGGCGCUUUGUGUUGCUGCAGUUUCCUAAAACUGUAUUUGCACAGGAAGUACAGCCUACUGGCGAUUUCAUCGAUUUCUGUCUCUCCAUAUGAUGGCACAGUGACUCGGAUCAUGUGGUUCACAGUUCUCAUGUCUAAAUGAAUGAUAAGUUAACUAAGAUCUGUCACAGAGAUCUUACAUACUAUUAAAUACUAAAAAGUAACUGUUAAAUGAAACGCAGUAGUAAUUGUGUAUCUUAUAUUUCCUUUCAGUCCGUGUGGGUGAAGCUUGGUAACCGUGCAGAGCGAAAGACAAACCUGAUUUAAACUCUCUGGGUUUCUUUGCACGUUCUCGCACUCGAGUCUCGAGUCGGACUGUAAAACUACAGAGGAGGAAAAACAAAAAAUGAAUGUCGUGUAUGUAAAUUUACUCUGACUGUUCUGCUGUUGUGAGUUAUUCUCCUGUCGUCUGUAAUGUGAAGUUAACGGGCGCUAAUGAGGACGCUUCGUGCCCUAAUGCAUGGUGCUGUGGUGCUGUCUGACUCCCCGUUUAGCCUGUUGUGGUGCAGACUGGGAGGAAACCAGCAGCUGAAUGUGUGGUGGGAAUCCAAAAUGCGACAGUAAACAUCUCAGCGACUCUAGGAAGCCGACUGAUGGGACAAAACGGUGCUAGUUAAAGGAUUUAAGGUGCAUCCUUAGAAGAAAAUGUUCAGCGUUAUCCUCGACGGGAUAAAUGAAAAAUAAGCUUGACGUCAGGAAUUGUGGCAUUUUGGAAACCAACUCCUCACACUGUAUGUUUCACACGUUUGAAAGGACAAACACUCAGCCAUGAAGCGCUUCAGAUGUUAGUUAGAUGUUUCGAGCGCAGGGUGUUUGGAGGGAAUGCAACUUUUAGCAUCUUGGAAAAAAUGGUAAAUACUGAAUUUUCUAAAUGUGAAGAAAAACAUGUAGGAGAUUUGAGACUCUACAUGCCUACAGACCUCUUAGUUUAAUAUAUAUAUAUAUAUACUGUAUAUAUAUAUAUAUAAUUAACUAUUGGUGGCUUAUAAUUUGGUGACUUAAGAACUGAAGCUCGAUGUGUUUCUGUUUCACUCAUUUUAGAUAAAUACCUGUAGAUAUCUCCCCUCAGAAGGAAAGGUUUACGUAUUAUUUUUGUCAUCAUGUCUUAUUCUGCGGCGCACAGACUCACUGCUUCAGUUUGGAGAAACAAACCACUGGACUUCAAAAACCAGGAUCCUUCAACUUUUACAAACCAGGAGAAUGAACACAUAAUUGGACACGACCAUAGAAGACCUGUGUGCCGAAACUUGAAGAUUGUGAUUCUGAAAGUCUUGUUUUUCAUCACGGUGUUAAGUUUCUCUUAAAGCCCACAGCGAGAAGAUGCAGCAGGGCUUCGUUUCUCCAAACUGAAGUUACCGAUGAAGCUGAGCUGCACCGCGUCUUUUAAAAAGCUCUGGCGUGAAACACAGUGAAGUGAAAUAAAUUGCACCUGAACCGGUUCAGAUGUGUGAAACAGUCCCCAGCUGUGUGAUCGCUGGUCCUCCCUGCUCUGGUCUUCUUCAGUGUCCGGUCUUUAACCCGCAGCAUCAGGGAAACGCUGCCGCCUGGAGGCAGACAUGUUGCAAGAAAUAAAUGACAUCUGAAUA